Messenger RNA from Hippopotamus amphibius kiboko, 3148 nucleotides. It is a transcript of the gene PTPDC1, whose product is annotated as protein tyrosine phosphatase domain containing 1. Gene Ontology annotation, biological process: cilium assembly; protein dephosphorylation. NCBI's taxonomy places the organism in Eukaryota, Metazoa, Chordata, Mammalia, Artiodactyla, Hippopotamidae. The transcript is spliced from 9 exons. The coding region runs from base 1 to 2508 and encodes 835 amino acids. The record is from RefSeq and is a predicted model, not a curated record. Gene Ontology annotation, molecular function: protein tyrosine/serine/threonine phosphatase activity.
AUGGCGGUUAGAUCACGCAUGGUGAUGCUCGUGUCUCAGUGUAACUUCAUCAUGGAGCAGGCUGGCGCUGACAUCUCGCCUCCAGCUCUUCCCUCCUGGAAGCCCAGCGGCAUGCAGGAUCCACCCCGGAGGCUCUCUGCUGUGCCAUUCCUCAGCUCCUUUCUCCAGGGCCGACGGCACUCUGCUGCCGACCCCAUCCUGCGAGUACAGCAGGGGCGGCGCAACUCUGCUGCCAAGAUGCUCUCCUCAUCCUCUCUCCAGGUGAUGGUGGCCGUGUCCUCCGUCAGCUAUGCUGAGAGAAACCCAGCUUGUCCUGAGGGAAAAAGAAAUUCAAGACGUCCAACAGCAAAGUAUACAAAAGUUGGAGAGCGUUUACGGCAUGUCAUUCCUGGACAUAUGGCCUGUUCCAUGGCAUGUGGUGGCAAAGCUUGCAAGUAUGAAAAUGCAGCCCGAUGGAGUGAACAGGAGCAAGCUAUUAAGGGGGUCUACUCGUCCUGGGUCACUGAUAAUAUCCUGGCCAUGGCACGCCCAUCCACUGAGCUCCUCGAGAAGUACUGCAUCAUCGAGCAGUUCCGAAGCCAUGGUAUAAAAAGUAUCAUCAACCUACAGCGACCUGGUGAGCAUGCCAGCUGCGGGAACCCUCUGGAACAGGAAAGUGGCUUCACAUACCUUCCUGAGGCUUUCAUGGAGGCUGGCAUUUAUUUCUACAAUUUUGGAUGGAAGGAUUAUGGUGUAGCAUCCCUUACCACUAUCUUAGAUAUGGUGAAGGUGAUGACAUUUGCCUUACAAGAAGGAAAAGUAGCUAUCCAUUGUCAUGCAGGGCUUGGUCGAACAGGUGUUUUAAUAGCAUGUUACUUAGUUUUUGCAACAAGAAUGACUGCUGACCAAGCAAUUAUAUUUGUUCGGGCAAAGCGACCUAAUUCCAUACAAACCCGAGGACAGCUACUAUGUGUAAGGGAAUUUACUCAGUUUCUGAUUCCUCUUCGCAAUAUAUUCUCUUGCUGUGACCCCAAAGCACAUGCUGUCACUUUAGCACAGUAUCUCAUUCGUCAGCGGCAUCUGCUUCACGGAUAUGAGGCACGACUUCUGAAACACGUACCAAAAAUUAUCCACCUCAUUUGCAAAUUGUUGCUGGACUUAGCUGAGAACAGGCCAGUGGUGACGGAAGAAGUGGCAGAAGUACCUGGCCUCUGUGCUGAAAUUGAAAAGACUGUUUCUGAGAUGGUCACAAUGCAGCUGGAUAAAGAAUUACUAAGACAUGACAGUGAUGCACCGGACUCUUUCUCCCCCAGUGCAGUGGUGGCAGAUUUUGAGAAUCGGGAUGUGAUUCUUUCCAGUGAGCAAGAGUUUGACCCUCUUUGGAAGAGGCGGAAUGUUGAGUGUCUUCAGCCUCUGACUCGUCUGAAGAGGCAGCUCAGCUACAGUGACUCGGAUUUAAAGAGAGCAGAGUCACUCCCGGAGCAAGGGAGGACUCCGUGGACUGUGCCUGCCCAGGCUGUGUUUUGCCGUAACCCCAGGCAGGAGAAGCACAUAAGCCAUUGUUACUCCCCGCAGUCUCCACAGCUAGAUUUAAGUAAGGAAAUGCUGGUCUGCAAUACAUUUUCUUUCUGGAAUCACACUAAAUUUGGAGGCCUGGAAGGACUCAAAGAUGACGGGUCAUCAGUUUUCCAUAGGACGAACAUUCCAAAGGAAGUACAGCGAAGUAGAACCUUCUCUUCAGGUAUUUCAGGUUCAUACAAACCUAGGGAGCCAGUUACACCAAACUUUGCAAAUAUACCUAAGGAACCAAACUGUUCUCACCAGCAGGUGUCCCAGUGUGAGUGUGAAACUCAUGGUGGUUGUGGCCCAAGCUCCUGUGCAGAGGAUGGUGAGACUUGCCACCGCCCUGUGGACUAUGGGUCCAGUCCCAAAGCACAGUUCCUGGUUGGACCUGAAACCCGGGACAGCAAAUAUCUGUCUGAAGUUGCUCCAUACACGGCUUUACAGUCUGAGUUGAGUGUUGAAGCAAGGAGAAUACUGGCAGCCAAAGCCCUGGCAAAUUUAAAUGAGACUGCAGAAGAGGAGGAAGUGAAAAAGAAAGUAGAAAUGUGGCAGAAAGAACUAAAUUCCCGAGAUGGAGCUUGGGAAAGAAUAUGUGGCGAAAGGGAUCCUUUCAUCCUGUGCAGUUUGAUGUGGUCUUGGUUGGAGCAGCUGAAGGAGCCUGUGAUAACCAAAGAAGAUGUGAACAUGUUGGUUGACAGAUGUGCGGACGCCACAGAAGCACUGUUUUUAUUAGAGAAGGGCCAGCAACAGACUAUCCUAUGCGUACUGCAUUGCAUAGUGAGCCUGCAGGUGAUUCCUGCAGACGUGGAGGAAGCCAUUCUUGCCCGCGCCAUUAAAGCUUUCACUAAGGUUAAUUUGGAUUCUGAAAAUGGACCAAUAGUUUACAACACCCUGAAGAAAAUAUUUAAGCACACACUGGAAGAAAAAAGAAAAAUGACAAAAGAUGGCCCUAAGCCUGGCAUUUAGUGAAGCUGACUUUCCCCUCAUGAAUAUUUCAGACCUGAAGAUCUAGAUGUCAUUUGUGCUCAUAGCUGAACAAGCUGAAGUGUGGAACUGCUUCGUUUCAUGGCACUUUAUUUCAGAUGCUCUUGUUUGUGCUAAGAAUGCUUGUUCCUGCUUGGAGCAAUUAUUUAUUUUAAAAUAUCCUUGAGUUACAUUUUUGUGUUGAAAAAUUGCCGUAAAGUUGGUGCCACUUCUUCUAUUUAUUUAACUGAAUUAAUAUUAUUAUAUUAAUAUUUUAAGAAUGUGGUGUUUACAUCCUUAUUCUUUUUGACAUUUUGGAAAAUGUUGUAGCUCUUCUUUCCAAAACAAUUACUUUGUUGAUGGAAUUCUUCUUAGAGUUUUUACCAAAUAGAUAAUUUUAGUAGUAAAACUUCACUGUGUAUCUAUUCCCUGAUACGUGACCGAAGGAAGUCACCAAGUGUCUUAAGCUGUUUUAUAUUUGUUAAUAAGAAGGCUUAUUGAUACAACAUUUUUAAAGGAUUUUUUUACAUUUGGUUUGAAUUUUUUUGUUUGUUUUUUUCUUUUUAUAAAUGUGGCAAAGGGUCUAAAUGUAUUAUUUUCCAGAGUGUAUUAUUUUUAGUUUUACGUUAAAGGAUUGACAGUG